CGACGCCGACUUCGGGCGUUCGUGAUCCGGCGACGAGUGUAUAUAAACGCCCGGCACGCUGGCAUCCACUCAAAGUGUUUCUUGAAACUGACCGGGCGCGAAACGAAAUCGCAGAAUAUUCUCAAACUAAAAUUGCAAAACCGCAAAACGUUAACCAAUAAGUGUAUCUGUGAGAUACGCAGUGCCAAAGCAAACACAGUUUCUAAAUCGACGUUCCACAACAGCCGCUUCAAUCAAAAGAAUGAAGUGCCAACUGCUUUUCGUGGCCACCGUGUGCCUGGCCAGCGUUUGGGCACUGCCCGUGCCCGACGAGGAGGUGGCCAUCCAGCCGGACAACGCUGCCAAGGCCGAGCUCCUCACCAAGACCGUGCUGCCCACCGCCGUUGAGCCUGCACCCUUGAAGCCCGAGGCCGAGAAGCCGGCGGAGACCAAGACCAUCGAAGCCAAGGCCGCCAUUCCAGAGCAGCCCGCCGCCAUCGCCAUCGCCACCGCCACCGCUCCCAUCACUCCUGCCGCCGCCGCCGAGCCAGCCAAGGAGAUCAACAGCGUGGAGCUGAAGUCGAGUGCGCCGGACGUAGAGACCGCUCCAGCCAUUCCCGAGAAGAAGACCCUGCCCGAGGAGACCAAGCCCGCCCAGGAGACAGCACCCAUCGAAGCCGAGAAGAAGCAGGAGAAGACUGCACGCACGGAGGCGGAACCCGCUGUCGAGGCUCAGCCCCAGGCCACCAAAGCCAUUGAACAGGCCCCCGAAGCUCCGGCCGCCAAUGCCGAGGUGCAGAAGCAAGUUGUCGACGAGGCCAAGCCCCAGGAGCCCAAGAUCGAUGCCAAGUCCGCCGAGGAGCCAGCCAUUCCCGCCGUAGUCGUCGCCGAGAAGGAGACACCCGUGCCCGAGCAGCCCGCCCGCCAGGAGAGGAUCAACGAAAUCGAACAGAAGGAGGCCAAGAAGGACGCUGCUGCUGCCCCAGAGGAGCCAGCCAAGGCCGCUGAAGCCGCACCCACCGCCGCCCCUGAAGCUCCCAAGUCCGAUUCCAACAUCCAGGUGAUUGCGCCCGAGAAGAAGUCCAUCGAGUCGUCGCCCGCCGUCGCAGCUGCUUCUCCUGCUGCCCAAGCCGCCCAGGCCAAGUCCGGUGAGGCACCCAAGCCAGUGGACCAGCAGAAGAGCACCGAAACCGUUGCCGAAUCCGCUCCCGUCCUGAAGACCACUGCUCCAUUUGCUCCGGCCGGUGCCACCAAGCUGACGGAGGCCGUCAAGGAGCAGGAGAAGGAACAGCCAGCCGCUGAUACCGCUACCAAGGCCCUGCCCGAGCAGAAGAAGACGGAGGAGUCUGCCAUCCCAGUUGGAGCACCAGAGCCUGCCGCCGCCGCCGCCGCUCCCGCUGCUGCCGUGCCCGAGGCCAAGAAGAUCGAUGAAGCACCAGCUGCCGAGCCUGUGGCCAAGGGACAGGAGGCCAUUGCCGAGCCCAUUGCCCAGACACCAUCGGCCGAGCCCAAAAAAUCGGAGGAGGAGAAGUCAGACAAGUCCGAGUCCAAGGUCGAUGGGUCCUCGGAGUCCAAGGAGUCGGAGGAGAGCAGCGAAUCGAAUGAGAACUAGGGAUAGUAAGAGCUUUACAUCUACCACCUUGCCUUAACCCAACACCGCACCACCCGCACCACCAACACCACCAGCACCACCAACACCACCAGCACCACCAAUCCUCCCGAACAUCGCACCACUGCUACGCCUUGGCAGCGUCUUAAUAUUACGAUCGUAGUUAGUGGUAUCCUUAGUUGUAAAUGGAGCAGAACGAAAUGACACACAACAACAACAACGUAGAAUGAACAUGAAGGGCAGAACUGUGGAGAGGAUGGCGCCCCCAGGAUCAAUAGAACCAAGUGGUGGAUCGGAAGGUGACCGACCACGCGUAGGCAUAACAAUUCAAUACACAACAAACAGGACAAACCGCUAAGAUGGCAUAAAGUAAUACUUAUAAUUAUAAUUUAAUUAAUGUAAUCUUAAUUAAAUCUUAGUCAUUGCAAGACAACCACCCGGUAACCAAACCCCCACCCACCCCCCAAAAAAAAAAACUCAUAGAUCAGCCUACCUAACCAUGUCCAAACCAAGACCAAGACCAAGUUCAAGACCAAGUCCAAGUCCAAGUCCUUUCGAGAAAUAACAAACCCGAAACGAUGCCAGCACUCGAUGAGUAUCGCCUAUGAUACAUUAUAAAUGAAAAAAACCUUUUUUUUUAUUUGAGCUCUAACAUAAUGAAACUACAUUUAAUAACGAUAGUGUUAUAACGUAUAUAUGAGAAGAAGUAUAUAUGCUUUUAUAUAGACUGAGAAAAUUCUUAAAUAAAAAUCGAAAAACUAAA
Drosophila yakuba is the source of this 2351-nucleotide messenger RNA. RefSeq names its product protein bangles and beads (gene bnb). Lineage: Eukaryota; Metazoa; Arthropoda; Insecta; Diptera; Drosophilidae. The record is from RefSeq and is a predicted model, not a curated record. The transcript is spliced from 3 exons. Bases 242 to 1591 code for a protein of 449 amino acids.